AAAGUGCAGCGGUCAUGAAGACCAUGAAGAUCCUGAGCGGUGUUCUGAUUCUCUCCCUGAUGUUGUCAGAGUCCACAUUGGGCGACAUUCAGAAGAGAGUCGUCGGGGGAAACACGUGCAGUCCCACUGAAAGGCGAUACUAUGUCCGUUUGACAGCUAAAAAUCCAUCGAAACGAUUGGAAAAGGUCUGCGGCAGUUCUCUGAUUAACAACAAGUGGCUUCUAACUGCCGCUCGCUGUUGGCCUGAUGGACCAGAAUGGAAGAUGUAUGCAGAAGUAGGUGGACAUCCAGGCCCUGUGAAACCUCAAGUAGAAAUCAAACAGAAGACGAUACGUAGAGAUAAGAAAGGAAAAACCCAUGACAUCAUGCUACUGCAGUUACCAACUCCUGUUCCGGGAGCUGUUCCGGGUCCUGGGGUUGAUCCAAUCAAUCUUGGUGAUUGUGCACAAUUCUUCGCCAAAAUUCAGGGGAAGACGUCUAAACCAAAAGAGUUCCAAACAGUUCAGAUUGCAGGCUAUGAUGCCACUACACCUGCUGCACCUGACGCUGGGGAACCUGAUGCUGAGGAACCUGAUGCUGAGGAAUCUGCUGCUGAAGCACCUGCUGCUGCCAACACCAAAGUCCUACAUUGUGCAGAGCUGGAUGUUAUGAAAUGUGACUCCUCCGUGGCAAAGUCCCAUCAAGACAUCUUCUGUGCACAACGUGCCGGAGUGGAAACCUGUAGAGGUGACUCUGGGGCAGGUGUGGUGUAUAAGAACCAGCUCUAUGGUGUCUUCAUAACUGAGGACACUGGUGAAGAAUGUUCUGCAGCGGCACUCAUCAUGGAUGUCUGCAAGUACAAAGAUUGGAUAAAGAAGAUAAUUGGCAAAUAAAGAAGAAAACUGACAGUUUUCAUUUGAUUAACAGCAAAAGCUGAUUAUUGUAUCCUAAUAAACCAUAAAAGAGUUCUCAAAUUUA
This is a messenger RNA of Salmo salar (Atlantic salmon), 957 nucleotides long. Its product is annotated as thrombin-like enzyme cerastocytin. The record is from RefSeq and is a predicted model, not a curated record. Lineage: Eukaryota; Metazoa; Chordata; Actinopteri; Salmoniformes; Salmonidae. Gene Ontology annotation, molecular function: serine-type endopeptidase activity. Gene Ontology annotation, biological process: proteolysis.